AUGUCUCUAGACGUGGAUGCCAUCAUUGACAAACUGUUGGGCGUCCGCGUGUCGAAGCCGGGGAAACAAGUUAAUUUAGCAGAGAAUGAUGUUAAAAAUCUUGCACUACGAAGCCGAGAGAUCCUUUUGGCGCAGCCUGCUCUUUUGGAGCUUGAGGCUCCCAUUAAAAUCUGCGGGGAUAUCCACGGACAAUAUUACGAUCUUCUCCGCCUGUUUGACAAUGGCGGCUUUCCACCCUCCGCCAACUAUCUCUUUCUUGGCGACUAUGUAGACCGCGGGAAACAAGGGCUGGAAACCAUCUGUCUUGUGCUUGCAUUCAAGGUGAAAUUUCCGGAGAACUUUUUUCUGCUUCGCGGCAAUCAUGAGUGCGCCAGCAUUAAUCGCAUUUAUGGGUUUUUUGACGAAUGCAAACGGCGGUACAACAUUCGCCUCUGGAAAGCCUUCACAGACACUUUUAACUGUCUCCCUGUUGCCUGCAUUAUUGAUGACAAGAUAUUUUGCUGUCACGGUGGUCUCUCUCCCGAGCUGCAGACGAUGGAUCAGAUCAAGAGAAUUGCACGACCUUGCGAUGUCACUGACGCUGGUCUCAUCUGUGACCUUCUGUGGUCAGACCCUGAGGAAGGCCUUUCUGGCUGGGGCGAGAAUGACCGUGGUGUCUCUUAUACAUUUGGUCAAGAUAUCGUAGAGAAAUUCCUUCGGAAGCAUGAGUUUGAUCUUAUCGUUCGUGCACAUCAAGUAGUGGAGGAUGGCUAUCAAUUCUUUGCGAAACGGCAACUCAUUACAAUUUUUUCCGCUCCCAACUAUUGUAAUGAGUUUGAUAACAGUGGUGCGGUCAUGUCGGUGGACGCGGACCUUCUCUGCUCAUUCCAGAUCCUGAAACCAUCGGUGAAGAAGCCAAAGUUCUACCAGUAG
This is a messenger RNA of Trypanosoma cruzi, 912 nucleotides long. RefSeq names its product serine/threonine protein phosphatase catalytic subunit, putative. Gene Ontology annotation, cellular component: cytoplasm; nucleus. Gene Ontology annotation, molecular function: protein serine/threonine phosphatase activity. Bases 1 to 912 code for a protein of 303 amino acids. The transcript has a single exon. Lineage: Eukaryota; Euglenozoa; Kinetoplastea; Trypanosomatida; Trypanosomatidae. The record is from RefSeq and is a predicted model, not a curated record.